CGCUUUCUGCAGACGGGUUACACGCUUUUUGAUCGCUCCAAGCUCCCGUACCGUAAUACCAGCCACAGUGCGCAACAAAUCCCGAGAGGAGGAGGGUACUGACAGCGGUCUCCGGAAGACGGCUUCCUGACCGGAGAAGCUGCGGUACCGAUCGAGUUGGCGUUGAUUUAGGCCGAGCCAGAACAGAGACGACGAGCAUGUGAUAGUCACCCGCAGGAAUAUCAAGCAUGUCUCUAGUUCGUAUUGCAUGCCUCCUCCUAUGGUACCUUCAAACCGUUGUUGUUGGUGAGGAACUGGCCCAACCACAGGAUGUGACCCUUAUUACCAUGAACACCAAUUACACCUUGAGCUGGGACUGGCCCCAGCGUUCUGCAGACAGCCCAGCUGUCACAUUCACCACACAGUAUGUGGGGAAAUACCAGCUGCGGAACUGGAAGAAGAGUCCCAACUGGUCCACAGUAUGUAAUGAGAGCCCACUGAAGUCAUGUGACCUAACAGCUGUUGGACUGCACUACCUGGCCAUGUACGUGCUUCGUGUGCGUGCCAACACAAAGGAGCGGCACUCUGUCUGGGUGCACAAGGAAUUCUGUCCUGAUAAAGAUGCUGCUCUGGGUCCUCCAGUCAAAGUGAACCUUGCACUCGACGAAAGUAACAUAGAAAUAUCUAUCUCUGAACCUGUGACCAGUGCCAACACACCCAUGAGGAACAUUGUUCCAACGCUGCGCUAUAACGUGAUCUAUUGGGAACGCUCAGCAGACACACAGACCAAGAUGCUAACCACAGAUACAUCCUUGGUGUAUCUGCCUAACCUGAAGGCUUGGACGUGGUACUGUGUGAGCAUCCAGUCACGCUAUGACUUCUACAAUAAGAGCAGCAUCCUCACCCCACCCCAGUGUAUUCAGACUGAAGGUAACAUUCUCUGGUGGCAGAUCUUUUUGUACUUCCUGGCUUCUCUGGCGAUUUGCUUCCUAGUGGUGCUGCUCUCGGUCUUUAUGUCCUUCUGGUGCUACAGGAUUAUUAAGGCAACAUUCUUCCCAUCUGACCAGCUGCCUCAACAUCUCAAGAAGUAUCUUUGCAGCUCUCCUGGUUCUGAUGUUCCUGGCCUCCUCACCCCAGACCAAGAAUGUGAACUGCUGUGUAAGAGUGUGUCCAUCUCUGCCAUUCCAACAGUCCUGGAAAUUUUCAGUCCUCCUCCUGAGGCCCUGCCAACAACCAGCCUGGAGCCAAAUAGCAGACAAAGUCAUGAGAAGAGCAGCACCAGUAGAGACUCUGGAGUUUUCUCCAGAGAGGGCAGCACCAGUGUGCAACAGUCCAGUAGCAGUCAGUUCUAUAGAGGGGCCAAAGACUUUGGGUGGAGUCCCUUUGACCUGGAGCAGGUCAGCAUGCAGUCGAUGGCUCCAGGGCUCAAAUGUCAACCUCUGAAUGCAGACGAGGGCAUUGUGGACAUGUGUGUCUAACGGGAAGAAGAGCAUGAAGCAAGGAACAUGCACUGGAGAAUGUGCCUUUUCUCCAAACAUCACUGUGAGACGAUGCGAGGAAGAAGCUGUGUUUGUACAAUAAAUACAUAGUCACCCCAUGAAGUGACUCUAAACACUGUCACAAUACAGAGACACUGUAUCUGUUUAUGAAACAAUCUUCAACAUUACUGCUUCUCUUUUACUGUUACAUUAAUUAUAGCAGUGUGCUGUAAGUAAGCUCAGUAAUGAUUGGAUUUGUCUGGUCCGAUAAAAGCUGCAGACACUCAGCUAUUUGCCUAUUGUGUGCACAUAUUGUAGCUUUAUGUGACGUGAUUGGAACAAGUAUGAAUAGAAUUACUUUAAUUCUGGGACAUUCAAAGGUGUUUGAAUCCAGUGGCGUGUGUGCGUGGGUGGAAAAGGUUUGACUGGGCCCCUGGCGGCUGUAACAGACCAGACAUGCGUCUGUGUUGUUCACAUGCUCUGUUUAAAUGCUGGCAUGUGGCUCCAUUCAGAGACCCUGCAAAGUAUUUAACAUGGUGCUUCCCCCGGGACGUGGACUGGGUGAAUGAUACAGAGCCUGUUUUUGCUUCACUUGAAUAGCUGUGUCAUUCAUCACUUGAGUCCGUUCAGACGUCGGUGUGGACCUUUACAUCAGACCGUGCUGCUGAUUGUCAUUACAACCCAUGUACAGGAUGUUUCAAUUAGAUAAACUCAAAAAUUGAAAUGAUGGCAUCUGACCUAAACUUCUUUUUCUCAUUAGCUGUUUAUUUUACAUAGAAUUUUUGCAUUUAUCUGCAAAAGACUCUUACAUGUUUCUGUUUCGUUUUAUGUCUCUGUCUCUUUGUUCAAUUUGGGCAUUUGUAUUUACGGCAAACAUUUAAAUAAAUAUUGCUGUUUUUUUUA
Molecule: messenger RNA, 2360 nt
Organism: Betta splendens (Siamese fighting fish)
Lineage: Eukaryota; Metazoa; Chordata; Actinopteri; Anabantiformes; Osphronemidae
Product: interferon alpha/beta receptor 1a-like
Exons: 8
Coding region: 228-1457 (409 amino acids)
Molecular function (GO): protein binding; interferon receptor activity
Source: RefSeq, a predicted model, not a curated record